CUUCCCUCGUGCUCCAAGUCUUCAACCCCUGUUCGCUGUCACCGAUCGCGGCUGCUUCCUCGAGCUCGGCGUCCGUCGUCUUUGUCUGCUCAGCCGCGCUUCCGUCGCCGCUUGUUUGCCGUUCACGUUCGCGUCUUCGUUCAGCUGUCGUCUUCGUUCGCGUUCUUCGCCGUUCGCGUUCGCUCGGCGUUCACCGUUCGCGUUCACUCGCUGUUCACCGUUCGAGUUCGCAUUCGUCUGGAAGCCACGUUGCUCUACUUCAAACUCUGCGAUCAACCCGCGCGCUCCACCCAGCCGUCGAACUGCUCUCUUUUGUCGCCGUCUUUUCAGAACCUUGGUCUACCGACCAAAGGCCUCCUUCAAGUGACACUAUUUCACCAAAUGUGGAGCCACCUGCCGUUCUCACUCAAAACAUGUCAUUUUCAUCUCUCUUUCCGUCGCUUCCUCACUCGCUCUAUCCACGAGAACAUUUAUGACCCGCCAUUUUCACCCUCCAGGAAGCCACAUCAUAAAGUAAAUGAGAAAAACAAGAAGAAAAAGAAAACAAAGAACAUCAAUGAUCCUGAUAAAAUCGCAGCCCCGAAACUUCCCCUAAAAUCAGAGCUUCCAUUUGAUUUCAGAUACUCUUACUCAGAAACCAACUCUUCCGUGACACCCAUCAGCUUCCGCGAAUCACCGAAGUUCUCUCCGUUUGGACCUGGCCGGCUUGACCGGAAAUGGACUGGGACGUGCGCACCAGUUCAGGAGGAAGUGAACCGGACGAGGCUAGAAGAGGAGCGGAAUCGGGUCCUUGGAGAACCGCUCACGGAGGAUGAGGUGGCGGAGCUCGUGGAACGAUACCGUCACAGUGACUGUGCAAGGCAAAUCAAUUUGGGGAAGGGAGGAGUCACACACAACAUGCUGGAUGACAUCCAUAAUCACUGGAAGAAAGCUGAAGCUGUCAGAAUCAAGUGCUUGGGUGUGCCAACUCUUGACAUGGAUAAAAUUUGUUUCCACCUCGAGGACAAGUCUGGUGGAAAAGUCAUCUACCGAAACAUCAAUAUUUUGUUGUUGUAUAGAGGUCGAAAUUAUGAUCCCAAGAACCACCCUGUUAUUCCUCUCAUGCUGUGGAAGCCCUAUGCACCAAUAUAUCCAAGGCUUGUGAUGAGUGUCAUUGAGGGUUUGACGUAUGAAAGAACGAAGGAAAUGAGAAAGAAGGGGUUGGACUUAGACCCCCUGAUGAAACUCACUAGAAAUGGUGUAUAUGUGAAUGUAGUGGAGAGAGUGAGAGAAGCUUUCAAGACUCAGGAGGUUGUGAGACUGGACUGCAGACAUGUUGGAAUGAGUGACUGCAAAAAGAUUGGAGUUAAGCUACGGGAUUUGGUGCCGUGUGUCCCAAUCUUGUUCAAGGAUGAACAGAUAAUCCUCUGGAGAGGAAAAACAGACCAAGAACCUGCUUUUCAGGACCACGAUGUAGUGUCUGCAGUGUAAUCUGUAAAUAUUGACAGGAUUAUAAGCUGUAGCCAUUUUUACUCUAUGGAGACACCCAUGUUCGGGGCAACAUGGCAAAAGUUGAAAACGGUGCUCUCAUGAAGAAAGGAAUACAAAUGAACGGAUAGACUUUAUAAUUUAUGCAUUGAUCUACUAUGAAACUAGCAAAAUGUAGUGGGAUGGGUUUUGUUUUUUCGGCAAUUAGUUGUCAUGUACAUGCUUUGUUGAUGUAUUAUAUGUACUCAUUCUUAUCUUGUAAACUGAGUCAACACACAUUAGUUCCCCGGGUUUUCAAGAGUGUUGAAUAAUAAGUCAGCCUAUGUUUGGCUCAAUUUAUGUAGUAUGAAUGCAUAUAAUUUUCUUCACAAUUUAGGAUAAUGUCCGGCAAAAUGCUUUGAAUGCUUAUUGUCACGGAAGAAAGAUUUUCCAUUU
This is a messenger RNA of Arachis ipaensis, 1902 nucleotides long. RefSeq names its product RNA-binding CRS1 / YhbY (CRM) domain-containing protein. Gene Ontology annotation, molecular function: RNA binding. Lineage: Eukaryota; Viridiplantae; Streptophyta; Magnoliopsida; Fabales; Fabaceae. The record is from RefSeq and is a predicted model, not a curated record. Gene Ontology annotation, biological process: Group II intron splicing.